AUGGUUGGUCAUCGUAUACAAAACAAAGAAUCCUUAAACCCUGAUUAUAUGUGUCCUUGUUGUUCAUUGUUAUUGCGUGAUCCUGUACAAUUGAUAGAUUGUGGUCAUCGAAUGUGUCAAUCAUGUGCAAAUGAACAACAAGGAGAUAUCAUUACAUGUUGUGAGUGUCAUAAGAAAACAAAUCGAAACAAAUUAUUAGUCGAUCGAGGUUUUAAAAAGGAUAUGCAGACUUUGUUAAUUAUUUGUUCACUUUGUAGUUGGGCUGGUAUGUUGAAUAUCUAUCAAAAUCAUCUUGAUCAAAAUCAUCUAAAUCCGUCAUGUGAUUGUUGUAAUCAAAAAUUUAAUUCGGUGAACGAUCUUGAUCGACAUAUACAAUAUGAUUGUGAAAAAGUCACUGUGGAUUGUCCAUUAAAAGAAUUCGGAUGUCAAGCAAUGAUUCUUCGUAUAAAUCUUACUCAACAUUAUCUGAGCGAACAACAUCAAAAUGUUUUAACGAAUAUUGCUCGUAAUUUGAAAUCAAUAUUUUCCAACGUCAUGUACAAUCAUCUUCAGAUCUCUUCACAGACGACAAUCGAUCAUCGUCAAAUGAUAGAUAAUGCGACAGUUCAAUUACAAGAGACUGAUGAAACAAUGAACAUUCUAUUAGAUGGUGUUGGAGCAUUGAAUGAUGAUAUGAAACGUCUUAGUAAUGAAUCUCUUUAUCAUAAAAAUGCACUCGAUUCUCUAGCACCAGGCUUUUCGACACUAAAACUAUCUAUUCAAGAACAAAAUCAAUGUUUAGAUGGCAUCAAAAUCAAUCAAGAUAUUAUGCAGCAAGAUGUUGGAUCAAUAGAAAAAAAACUUAACGAUAUGAAAAAGAGUUCUUAUGAUGGAACAUAUAUGUGGAAGAUAUGCGAUGUACAAGAAAAACUGGUAGCUGCUCAAUCUGAUAAGCAAACAUCGAUUUAUUCUCCACCUUUCUAUUCAUCACCUACAGGUUAUAAAAUGUGUCUUCGACUUUAUUUGAAUGGUGAUGGGAAUGCUCGACAAACACAUAUGUCAUUAUUUUUUGUUCUUAUGCGUGGAGAGUAUGAUGCCAUAUUAAUAUUUCCAUUUAACUAUAAAGUGAUAUUUUGUCUUUAUGAUCAAAGCAAUCAACAAAAACAUAUCAUUGAUUCAUUUAGACCUGAUAUUAAAUCAAAUAGUUUUCAACGACCACGCUCCGAUAUGAAUAUUGCUAGUGGUAUACCAAAAUUUGUUCUUCUAACAAUGCUACAAAAUGAUAAAAAUUCAUAUAUACGUGAUAAUACGAUAUUCAUCAAAGUAAUCGUCGAUUUUAAUAACAUGUCAAAAAGACUUCUACAAUAUGCAUUAAGUCUCAAUCCAGGUUUGACGAUUUCAAUACAACAAACGAUGAUUCAACAGGAAAAUCAGCGACAGGAACAAGUGUUGGCUUCUUCAACAACAAAUGUGCAAACAAAUCAAUCGAUGACAGAGAAUUUAUAA
Rotaria sp. Silwood1 is the source of this 1485-nucleotide messenger RNA. NCBI's taxonomy places the organism in Eukaryota, Metazoa, Rotifera, Eurotatoria, Philodinida, Philodinidae. The record is from the annotation of a GenBank genome assembly.